Molecule: messenger RNA, 2468 nt
Organism: Xiphophorus maculatus (southern platyfish)
Lineage: Eukaryota; Metazoa; Chordata; Actinopteri; Cyprinodontiformes; Poeciliidae
Gene: slc35e2b
Product: solute carrier family 35 member E2B
Exons: 9
Coding region: 420-1586 (388 amino acids)
Cellular component (GO): Golgi apparatus
Molecular function (GO): antiporter activity
Source: RefSeq, a predicted model, not a curated record
UGGCUGUUUAACACUAGCUUGACGCAGCGUGUAAUUCGCUAGCAGCCACGUCUCAACCUAAGGUGCCUAACAACCUGUUACCUUUAGGGAGCCGCACGUUUUCCGGUCGGACCGAGGUUUUAGUUACUGCUCCGUCAUGUAGUGCAGCAUAGUAAACAUGGCGGGUGGUUUAAUGGGAGGAGGCAUUCCCUUUGUUGCAGAAAACAAACACAGCUAGCUAGCGUUAAUGUGCAGCUUCCUCCUUUGGGAAACCUCUACAGAGCAGCUGGCUCUGCAGUCCAGGCUGAAGCGAGCAGAUUUACCCAGAGAGAGACUGAAGAGGCUCAUAGUUUUCAUUGUUCGUCAGAAGAUGAACUAACCAUCAGACCCGCUCACCGGCUACACCAGUCCCCCGUGAAUCCACCCAGUCAGCAGGUGAGAUGAAGGGCAACAAGCAGCCGGCCAAGCAUUCGCUCUGGCACUUCCUGUCGCCGUUCCACACCCGCCAGCAGCGGGUGGUGCUGGCCCGGAGCGAGAGCCUGCCGGGAGAGCAGGUGCUGAAGAUCACGGUUACAGAGACCACGGUGAUUGAGGCGGAGUCCGGCGUGUGGAACUGGCGCUCCAUGUCCUACCUGGGUCUCUGGUACUUCUUCAGCUUCUGCACCCUGUUUCUCAACAAGUACAUCCUGUCGCUGCUCGAGGGGGAGCCCAGCAUGCUGGGUGCUGUUCAGAUGCUGUCCACCACCAUCAUAGGCUGCCUGAAGAUGUUCAUUCCCUGCUGCCUCUACAAGCACAAGUCCAGAUCUGAAUAUCCAUCCAACUUCAUCAUGAUCAUGCUAUUUGUUGGACUAAUGAGGUUCACCACAGUGGUUCUGGGAUUGGUGAGUCUGAAGAACGUGGCGGUGUCAUUCGCUGAAACGGUGAAGAGCUCGGCGCCCAUUUUUACUGUGAUCAUGUCCAGGUUGAUCCUUGGAGAAUACACAGGCCUCUGGGUAAACCUGUCCCUGUUUCCUGUCAUGGCUGGCCUGGCCCUCUGCACGGCGUCGGAGAUCAGCUUCAACAUGCUCGGAUUCUGCGCCGCGCUCUCCACUAACAUCAUGGACUGCCUGCAGAACGUUUUCUCCAAGAAACUGCUGAGUGGGGACACGUACAGAUUUAGCCCCCCAGAACUGCAGUUUUACACCAGUGCAGCAGCAGUCAUUAUGCUGAUCCCUGCCUGGGUGUUCCUCCUGGAUGUCCCAGUAGCUGGAAAGAGUGGACAGAGCUUCUUGUUCAAUCAGGACAUUAUCCUGUUGCUGCUUUUUGACGGCGGUCUGUUUCACCUACAGAGUGUCACGGCCUACGCCCUGAUGGGCCGGAUUUCCCCCGUCACUUUCAGUGUCGCCAGCACGGUGAAGCACGCCCUGUCGGUUUGGCUGAGCGUCAUCGUGUUCAGCAACCAGAUCACCCUGCUCAGCGCCACCGGCACCGUCGUCGUCUUCUUCGGCGUCCUCUUGUACAACAAAGCCCGGCAGAUGCAGAGGGAAACCUUGCAGGCUAUGGUAGCCGAGCAGAGCAACAAACCACUCCUGCAGGACCAGGACUUUGAACCCUCACAGACUAAGUGACGAUUAAAUGCCACAUAUUCCAGAUAAAAGACGGCCUUCUUGGAGACGAAGUUGAACGGGGACCUCUGUUAGAUAAACCCUUCUGCAUUCCUGUGGAACGAGACAAACAGUAUUUCUUAACCACCCGUUUUGACCUCAUGACCCCUUUAAGCGUCCUCUUUUUCUUUUUUUUUUUUUUUUAAGCGGUCAACAUGAGAAGCUCAGGGAAGCGCUGCUUGGUUCUUCGUCUGUGGUAAAGACGCUGCUAAACGUGUCGGAGCUGCAGCUUUUAAACUGUCACGGGUCGUGCAGUCCGCACUGCAUCGUCCAGUGCAAACCUUGAAAACUCACUGAAGGUUAUAAUAUGUGAAAGAGUCCUUGGUGCCUGAUUUUUUGUUGUUGUCGUUUGGCUUGACACAUUUAUAGGAAAUGUGAAAUAACAGAAAGCCAUGAUUUGCAUUCCAGGAAUGCUUCUGUCAUGUAAGUGUUUGUUUUUGUUUCUUCGCCGGUUAUCAAUCAUCGUCACUAUUAUUGUUCUACUCUUUCAUGAAGUUUUGUGCUGUAUGAGAUAUGAAGGUGCAGCUUCAUAUUUUCCUUUCUUAUCAGAUUUACAGCAAGAGCUGAAUGAAUCGAACAUAAACAUUUUAUUAACGUUCAGCGUUCACUUCACGUUGCUGCUCUUUGUUUUGGUUGACCGUUUUCAAGUUUGUGCAUACAAACAGAUCUGGAUGUUUUUGUCAUCUUCAAACUUACAUUUGUUUUUAAAUAAAGAAGGUGAAAACAACCAACCAUAAGCUGUAUAUCUGAGGUUUUCCAGACUAAGGAUGUAAAUCUGUCUGUGAGAGUUUAUCGAUAUGCUGCUCACUACAGAAAAAUAAAAGGUUUCCUCCCUUCCAACCUGCA